Messenger RNA from Loxodonta africana (African savanna elephant), 1325 nucleotides. RefSeq names its product N-myc and STAT interactor (gene NMI). The record is from RefSeq and is a predicted model, not a curated record. NCBI's taxonomy places the organism in Eukaryota, Metazoa, Chordata, Mammalia, Proboscidea, Elephantidae. Gene Ontology annotation, cellular component: cytoplasm. The transcript is spliced from 9 exons. Bases 1 to 1218 code for a protein of 405 amino acids.
AUGUCCUUUGGUGAAGAGAAUGGACAAACCAAACUAUUAAUCCGAGUGACACCUAGGCCGGAAUGGCCCCUCAGAUCUCCAGGGACGCGUUUGCAUAAGGCAGCAUCAGCAUCGGGAAGCCCAGGGCGGUUCCUGCGCAGCGCCUUUGGCCUUUGGCCGGAGGAAGGCGCGCUCCCCCGCGCGCAGCCUCACGUGGUUUCCCGGAAGGGCUGGCGCGCUGGGCCCAGGGCGAGGCCGGGGCGCAGAGUUCCUGCACUGUGCUGGCCGACGUGGGGAAUCAUGGCAGCCAAUAAAGACAAGAUACAGUAUAUGUUGGAUUUCUGUGAAGCAUUAAAGAAAGAUGGAGAAUAUAAGAACCUAACUGAUGAAAUUACGAAGCAAAAUAUUAGGCUGCAGGAAGAGAUCCAAAAACUUGAAACUGAGUUAAAAGUGAACACUAGAAACAUCAGAAACUUCCAGAUUAAAGAGGAUGUCCCUGAAACAAAGAUAAAAUUCAUAUCCAUGGAGAAUCCUGAGAAUGACAGCCAGUUUUUAAAUGUCUCCUGUUCGUUUCAAGUGAACUUACAAGUACCUUAUGAACUACAAAAAGGACAAGCACUCAUCACUUUUGAAAAAGAAGAAGUUGCCCAAAAUGUGAUAAGAAUGAGAAAACAUCAUGUACAGAUAGAGGAUAAAGAUGUGGAGGUUACGGCCCAACCAGUUCCAUUGAACUCGGGAGUCAGAUUCCAGGUUCACGUACAAGUUUCUAAAGUGAAGAUCAAUGUUACUGGAAUUCCUGCUGAUGGCAGAUUGCCUGCAGAUCAGAUGAAAGACAAGUUAGAACUGAGCUUUUCUAAGUCCCGAAACGGAGGUGGAGAGGUGGAGUGUGUGGAGUAUGACAACCAGUCCCAAAGUGCUGUCAUCACGUUUGUGGAAAUUGGAGUUGCUGACAGGAUUUUGAAAAAGAAAGACUACCCUCUUUAUGUAAAUCAAAACUGCCAUAGAGUUACUGUUUCUCCAUAUGUAGUAACACAUUUGGAAAAGCUUCAGGUAUUUUCAGGAAUCUCUACCAGGACGGUGCUUCUGACUGGAAUGGAAGACAUUCAGAUGGAUGAAGAAACUGUAACAGAUUUAGUUAACAUUCACUUCCAGCGGAAGAAGAAUGGCGGUGGGGAAGUAGAUGUGGUCACAUGUUCUCUAAGCCAACCUAAAAUAGCAUAUUUUGAAGAAGAGACUUAGGGAAUCAUAUGAAAAUUAUAACUUCUGGCCCAAAUCAUUGGAAAUGUUUGACAAAAAUGGGUGUCCUUCUCUUAAAAUAAAAGAAACGUUUCAUUCUUUAGUCUUUA